Messenger RNA from Darwinula stevensoni, 620 nucleotides. The record is from the annotation of a GenBank genome assembly. Lineage: Eukaryota; Metazoa; Arthropoda; Ostracoda; Podocopida; Darwinulidae.
AUGAAGGUUCUAGUCUUGGCUGUCGCGUGCAGCGCAAAGUCUGAUGCAGAUGCCCAAAGGAACCAGGGGAUUCAGGGUUUCGGCCAACAACUCGGCCAACAAUUCGGCCAGUCACAGACCGUGGACUUGUCCGGUCAACAAUCUGGAUACUAUGGAGGAGGACUUGGCGGGUAUGGACUUAGCGGGCUGGGAGGAGGAUAUGGCGGCUACGGCGGAGGAUUCGGCGGCCUUGGUGGGCUUGGCUAUGGUGGCUAUGGUGGUGGCUUCGGAGGCUAUGGAGGAGGAGGGUAUGGUGGGUACGGCGGUGGGUAUGGCCUGAGCGGAUUGGGCGGUGGAUACGGCGGAGGUCUUGGCUAUGGUGGUCUUGGCGGCGGAUACGGUGGAUACGGUGGAUACGGUGGAUAUGGAGGAUAUGGUGGGGGCUACUAGUGAGCCCUGGGUCCAUAAGCGGAUCAUCAGCCUCAUGGACUGAUUCUUCUCCCCCUCAGCCUCGAGCCUCACCUCUGUCUCGUCAGUACCUGUCGCACCCAGUGUGUCCUCAGCGCUCAAAGGCAUCUUGUUUUUGUUGUCGUAUGUGUGUUUGCAUGGUUCGUUAAAUAAAUUAUACGUGUUUUUCUACA